GCCGGUUGAACCUUGCAGUUGGUUCUACAAAACAGAUGGUAGUGUGAGAGAGAGAAAGCAGAGCAAAGCAGAGCAGAGCGGAGUUUGAUGGUGUCAUUGGUGCGUCUUCUUGCUUUAACCCUUUCCCUCCGCACCAGAGGAGACCAUACCCUUGCCUUGGUCCCUUCUCACAGGCUCUUCUCACAUCAAUCAUGGCUUUCAGUUCCGGGAAAUCCCAUCAUCAAGUGGCCCGUACAAGUACAGUCCCUACCGGAGGUUCACCCACCACCACCACCACCACCACCACCGACCUCCUCCUUUUCCUCCUUCCCCCACCAGGCAAACAAAGAAGGAAAAGAAGAAGAAGAAGAAGCUCAAAACCCUACUAACCUUUUCCAAAGGGACUGUGCCACCGUCUGUGACCUCCUCAGUGAUCACACCCUCUCGGGUCCGACUCUCGAAGCAGCCUUGGAUCAGACUUCCAUCAAACCCUGUUCAACUCUGCUGCAAACAAUCUUCCACCACUUCGACUCCUCCCCCAAACCCCUCUUCACUGUCUUCCUCUGGGCUCAGAAGCAACCCUCUUUCCAUUCCACGCCUCCCCUUUUCAACUCCAUGAUAGAUAUCCUCGCCAAGGCCAGACUAUUCGACCUUGCAUGGUCCCUCUUGCUCAAUCGCCUACGCUCUACCAGUGAUACUACCUCGUCGUUGAUCUCCACUGACACAUUCGCCGUACUCAUCAGACGCUAUUCCCGUGCAGGUAUGCCUUUAUCCGCUAUCCGUACCUUCGAAUUUGUUCAUAGCUCAGACCCAUUUCAUAGUAGGUCCGAGUCCAAUUUCGAUUUGUUUGAGAUUCUCCUGGAUUCCCUCUGCAAGGAAGGGCAUGUGAGGGUCGCUUCCGAGUAUCUUGAUCGGAGAAGGGGAUCCAAAUUGGAAUGGGUUCCCUCCAUUCGUGUUUAUAAUAUUCUCCUCAAUGGCUGGUUCCGCUCGAGGAAGCUCAAACGGGCUGAGCGGCUCUGGGAGGAGAUGAGGAGGGACAAUGUGUCUCCCACUGUUGUGACUUACGGCACCCUUGUCGAAGGAUAUUGUAGAAUGCGACGAGUGGAGAAGGCUAUUGAAUUGGUUGGUCAGAUGCGAAGGGAGGGAAUUGAACCCAAUGCCAUCGUCUACAAUCCUAUCGUGGAUGCUUUGGGAGAAGCCGGAAGGUUUAAGGAGGCUCUGAGCAUGAUGGAACGGUUCCUGGUUUUGGAGUCUGGGCCUACCAUCUCCACAUACAAUUCUCUGGUCAAGGGUUUCUGCAAGGCCGGAGACCUUGUUGGGGCAAGUAAGAUACUUAAAAUGAUGAUUAGUAGGGGUUUCACCCCAACUCCCACGACCUACAACUACUUCUUCCACCACUUCUCAAGAUUCGGUAAGAUUGAAGAGGGGAUGAAUCUUUACACCAAAAUGCUUGAAUCUGGUUAUGCCCCAGACCGACUUACCUACCACCAGUUGAUCAAGAUGCUGUGCGAGGAAGAGAGAGUGGAUUUGGCAGUACAGGUUAGCAAGGAAAUGAGGGUGAGAGGGAUUGAUUUAGACCUUGCCGUAAGCACCAUGUUGCUCCAUUUGCUCUUGAAAUUGCAUAGAUUCGAUGAGGCAUGUGAGGAGUUUGAGGAUAUGCUCAGGAGGGGAAUUGUGCCUCAAUACCUUACUUAUCGAAAGCUGACUGAAGGGCUGAAGAAAUUUGGGAUGACUGAGAGGGCCCGAAAGCUAUCUGAUCAAAUGAAUUCUCUUCCACAUUCAAUGAAGUUGCCAGACACAUAUAAAGGAGACAUGGCUCGUGAGUUGAGAUCAUCCAUAAUGAGGAAAGCCCAAGAAAUGUCAGAUAUUCUGAAGACCUGUAGAGAUCCCAAGGAAUUAUAUAAGCUUAGGAGUUCACCUCAGAAUGCAGUAACUAGUGCUAGCCGCCUGGUAGAGAAUAUAAAGAGGAGAGUUAACGGGUUGUGAAGCUAUGGAUAUUUCAGAAAUCAAAAUUUCCACUCUUAGAUGUCUACUAAUUGGAUUGCUUCAGGUCCUCAAUCCAAUUGGCAAAGUUACCAAGAACACAUGGGGAGGAGAGGAAUCAUGGGUAAUGGAAUUCUUGUGUAACUGACCCGUUUUCCAAAGAUGUCAAAUGAUAUCUAAGAGAAGUCAUUCAUUGAGCUGAGGGUUUCACCUGGGAGCACUCCAUGUCAAAUCAGUUUGAAUGAAGAAUAGAUGGUACUUGAGUUUUACAGGUACCAUUAAACUGAACUUGACCGAACUUCUAACGAAGGGUAUGGUAUCAAUGUAUCAUCAGCUGAUGCCGUUUUGGAAUUUGGUUCUCUCUCUCUCUCUUUCUCUAGGCCAAAUAAGAGCUGUUUUGGGAAUGUGUUUUUUCAUCAACUUAAAGGGAUUGAUAAAUCACAUGAAUGGCUUUGAGAUUCUCAGAUGCUGCAGUUGUUCUUCGUGGUGGCCUUCUUGGCACUGCCCUUGCACACUCUAUGGUCCGCUGGUACGAAGCUUGAAUCCCUUUGUGGAGACAAUGGAGACUCUUCUGUGCUUAUUAUCAGCAUAUUUGGCACUUGUAUUCCAGGAUCUUUGCUUCUAUGUUUGACAUCAGGCGGUGAACAUGGACAGAAAGAUUGCAAGGUCCAGGUCAACACACUUGACUAAGAAAGAUCUCCAUAUCUCAAUAGUGAAAGAAACAAUUCAGGUACUGGAUUGAAGAACCUGCAAUCCUCUGCUCUGUUCUGGAUGACUAAACAGUCCCCUUCUUUUGAGGGAGGGGGAUGUAAAUAACAACCAAAAGGCUAGAACUCAAGACCUCUUCAUGAGCAUGGACUUUUUAUGCACCACAGCUCACCAACUGCGCUAGAUAACUGUUUUUGUCAUUACGUUUAUGUUAAAAUUUAUCUUCAGAUCCUGUUUUCUGCACUCAGUUUUCUUUUGACAGCUGAUAGUUUGCAGGAUACUUGAUAAGCAUGAAAGGCUGCUGGAUUUUGUUACAAAGCUAGAGACACACAUGCAUUUCGUCGGUGAAAACAGGGGAAAUGAGCAAGGAUCUUGCUCUUCUCAUCCAUGGAUCAAUGUAUCAGACUCUAUUAUCCCUGGCGCUCCUGAAUAUGGGAGAUAUCUAAUCUUAUCCCAACCUAAUGGGGUCGGCUACAUGGAUACUCUUCCUCCAAUCAGCUCUAUUUAAAGCUAUACUUGUUAUGAGUCCUAAACAAUGCAUGUCUUUCUUUACCACUUCUCCUAGAUUUACUUUAGGUUUAUCCCUAGCUCUUUUAAUUUCUUCAAUCUGAAUCAAAUCGCUCCAACGUACUGGAUUGUUCAAAGGAUUCCAUUGCAUUUGUCCAUGACACCCUAAACAACUUUCCCGCAACUUAUCAUGUGUCGGAGCUAUUUCUAAAUUAAUACAUGUACACAAUUUAACACAGAUUUUUCAA
Messenger RNA from Macadamia integrifolia, 3425 nucleotides. RefSeq names its product pentatricopeptide repeat-containing protein At5g11310, mitochondrial. The transcript has 5 exons. Gene Ontology annotation, molecular function: protein binding. Lineage: Eukaryota; Viridiplantae; Streptophyta; Magnoliopsida; Proteales; Proteaceae. Bases 88 to 1965 code for a protein of 625 amino acids. The record is from RefSeq and is a predicted model, not a curated record.